Messenger RNA from Gastrolobium bilobum, 1734 nucleotides. RefSeq names its product pectinesterase-like. The transcript has 4 exons. The record is from RefSeq and is a predicted model, not a curated record. Bases 1 to 1734 code for a protein of 577 amino acids. NCBI's taxonomy places the organism in Eukaryota, Viridiplantae, Streptophyta, Magnoliopsida, Fabales, Fabaceae. Gene Ontology annotation, molecular function: pectinesterase activity; pectinesterase inhibitor activity. Gene Ontology annotation, biological process: cell wall modification.
AUGGCAUUUCAGGAUUUUGAUAUCAUAUCAGAGCGACGAAAGAACGAGGAGAAGCUCAAGCUUAGGAAAAAGAUUCUCAUUGGUGUAGUUUCCACCAUUCUCCUUGCAUGUGUGGUUGCUGCUGCAGCAUUUGUUGUUGUCAAAAGAACAGGCUCUCAACCCAAGGAAUUGUCUCCCUCAGAAGCUACCAAUCAUGUUGAUAGAUAUUCCAAGCUUGUGAAAAUGAUAUGCAGCAAUGCAGAAUACAAGGAAAAAUGUGAAAGCUCCCUUACCGAGGCAUUGAAGAAGGACCCCAAGUUGACAGAACCAAAGGAUCUUCUCAAGAUUUCUAUGAUUCUUGCUGAGGCUGAGGUCAACAAGGCCUUCAACAAAACCGCAAAAUUGAAGUUUGCAAAUGAGGAGGAGAAAGGAGCAUACGAAGAUUGCAAGGAGUUGUUUAAGGAUGCCAAGGACGAACUUGGAUUCUCUAUCACUGAAGCUGGUUCCAAUGAUCUGUCUAAACUUAAAGCUCCUGAAAUUAACAAUUGGCUCAGUGCAGUUAUAUCUUACCAACAAACAUGCAUUGAUGGGUUCCCUGAAGGAAACAUGAAGAAUGAGUUUAAAAAGCUCUUCAAUGAAUCCAGGCAACUUGUUAGCAAUUCCCUUGCAGUUGUGUCUCAGGUUUCUUCCUUAUUCUCUUCAUUCAAUGUUGGUGCUCCUGGUGCUGCUCCUGUUAUGGCCCCUGCUGGGGAUAGCCCAGCUCCUGCUUGGGCUAGCCCUGCUCAGUUGUUAGGAGCAGAAGGUAAACCCACACCUAAUGUCACUGUUGCCAAAGAUGGCAGUGGAAACUUCAAAACCAUCUCUGAAGCUUUGGCAGCCAUCCCACAAACUUAUGAAGGAAGGUACGUGGUUUAUGUUAAAGAAGGAGUAUACGAUGAGACAGUGACCGUGACAAGGAAAAUGGUAAAUGUAACCAUGUAUGGUGAUGGACAACAAAAGAGCAUCGUCACUGGCAACAAAAACUUUGUAGAUGGAGUGAGGACAUUCCAAACUGCAUCUUUUGUUGUACUUGGAGAUGGAUUCAUAGGCAAGGAUAUGGGAUACAGAAACACUGCUGGAGCAGAAAAGCAUCAAGCCGUGGCUGCCAGAGUACAAGCAGAUCAAGCAGUGUUUGUACAAUGUGCUUUUGAAGGCUACCAAGACACACUAUAUGCUCAAACCCAUAGACAAUUCUACCGUGACUGUGUCAUUGAAGGCACCAUUGAUUUCAUCUUUGGUGAUGCUUCUGCUGUCUUCCAGAACUGCAUAAUGGUUAUAAGGAAACCAUUGGACAACCAGCAGAACAUUGUCACUGCUCAAGGCAGAAUUGACAAGGCAGAAAACACUGGUUUUGUUCUUCAAAAGUGUGUUAUUAAAGCUGCUGAUGCACUUGUUCCUGUGCUUGGUAAGAUCAAGAACUACCUUGGAAGGCCAUGGAAGGAGUACUCAAGAACCAUCAUCAUGGAAUCUGAAAUUGGGGACUUGAUUCAACCUGAUGGGUGGCUACCUUGGGAAGGUGACUUUGCACUCACCACAUUGUACUAUGGUGAGUACAACAACAAUGGUGUUGGUGCUAACACUAAUGCUAGGGUCAAGUGGCCUGGUCGCAAAGAUAUUAACAGAGAAGAGGCUAACACUUACACUGUGGAGUCUUUCUUGCAAGGGACAUGGAUCAAUGGCACAGGUGUACCAGCUCAGUUGGGCUUGUACAAUUAA